AAAAGUGCCGAAAAAAUGCCUAGCGUAAUCGGGACAGGCCUAAGCGUGACUUUGAUUUGAAAUCCCAAGCAUGUUUACCCAGAAUGAGUACCCAGAAUGCAAUGAGAAGGUUUCCUAGAUGCAAAGAGUUAUGGGAGAAAAGCAAUAUGGCGGCUGCACGAUGUUGUUUAGUGUUUUUUCAGCAGAAUAUUUUCACAUCUUGAUUUACCUUCCCUGAGGCGCUCGGUGGAGAGCUGAAGUUUGAUAGAGAUGACUUCAAUUAUUAAGUUGUCCGUUUUGUCUGGAGCGUAUGAUGAAGGACCUCUUUGCUAUCUUCUUCAAGUCGACGAGUUCAGAUUCCUUCUUGACUGCGGCUGGAAUGAGUCAUUUAGUGCAGAGAUCGUAGAACCGAUAAAGAAGCACAUACAUCAAAUAGAUGCUGUACUGAUCACAUUUCCUGAUAUAUAUCAUAUGGGUGCACUGCCAUACCUGGUGGGAAAAUGUGGUCUUCACUGUCCUAUUUAUGCCACUAUUCCUGUAUACAAGAUGGGCCAGAUGUUUAUGUAUGACCUGUAUCAGUCUCACCAAAACUAUGAAGAAUUUGAUGUAUUCAGCCUGGAUGAUGUAGAUGCUGCCUUUGAUAAAAUCAUUCAACUUAAAUAUUCUCAAAAUGUCAGUUUAAAAGGUAAAGGCCAUGGUUUGACCAUAACACCUUAUGCUGCUGGUCACAUGAUUGGUGGAACCAUGUGGAAAAUUGUAAAGGAUGGUGAAGAGGACGUUAUCUAUGCUGUAGACUACAAUCACAAGAAAGAAAGACAUCUGAAUGGAGCAGUGCUGGAGACCCUCAGCCGACCAUCUUUGCUUAUUACAGACAGCUACAAUGCACUUAAUGUGCAAGCCAGAAGACGAGAGAGGGACACCAAGCUUAUGAAUGAGAUUUUGACUACAGCAAGGAGAGAUGGUAAUGUACUCAUUGUUGUGGAUACUGCUGGAAGAGUGUUGGAACUAUCUCAACUAUUGGAUCAGUUAUGGCGAAACUCUGAUUCAGGUUUAUCAGCCUACUCUCUUGCAAUGUUGAAUAAUGUCAGCUACAAUGUUGUGGAGUUUGCCAAGUCACAAGUGGAAUGGAUGAGUGAUAAAGUCAUGAAAUCAUUUGAAGUUGGAAGGAUGAACCCUUACCACUUUAGGUACUGCACGUUGUGUCACUAUAUGUCAGACUUGGACAAAAUCCCUGAACCAAGGGUUGUUUUAGCAUCCGUAGCAGAUUUGACGUGUGGGUUCUCACGAGAACUCUUCGUCAAAUGGGCUGAGAACCCGAAAAAUACAGUCGUGUUUACUAGUCGAGCUUCGCCUGGCGCACUGGCUCGUACUUUGAUUGACAACUUACAGCAGAAGAUCAUCGAUAUAGAGGUGAAAUCAAGAGUUAAACUGGAAGGAGAAGAGUUAGAGAGAUAUAUGGAAAAAGAAAAGGAGAAAGAGAAGAACAAACCCACAUCUGAUGCGGUGGAUAGAAGUCAUCGUGUUACAGCAGAAGAGAGUGACAGCGACAGCGAUGAAGACUUGGAUGGAGGUGUGAGGCAUGAUCUCAUGAUGACUGACGAAAAAGGGGGCCGCAAGAGCAGCUUCUUCAAACAAGCAAGAUCUUAUCCUAUGUUCCCCUGUCACGAAGAGAAAAUCAAAUGGGAUGAUUAUGGAGAGUUUAUCAAGCCUGAGGAUUUUAUGAUCAAAGAACUGGCAGCAGCAGAAGAAGAAAAGGCCAAAGUGGAGCAGAGCAAAAAGGAGACUUUAGACACGGAAGCUAUUGCUGGGCAGGGUGAAAUGUCAAAAGUGCCAACAAAGUGUGUUGUGGAAAAAAGGCAGUUAAACAUUAGAUGUUCCAUGGUAUAUAUCGACUUCGAGGGCAGGUCAGAUGGAGAGUCCAUCAAGAGAAUUCUUUCCCUUGUGAAUCCAAGGAAUCUUAUUCUCGUGCACGGUGUUGCAGAAGCUACAGAACACUUGGCGGAAUACUGUCGGCAGAACAGCAGCAUUCAAGUGAACCAGGUUUUUACUCCGCGAUGUGGUGACACUGUGGACUCCACGGGAGAAAGAUAUAUUUACCAAGUGAAAUUGCGUGACGCCCUGGUGAGUUCGUUACAGUUUUCCUGCGCGCGUGAUGCAGAACUUGCCUGGGUGGAUGGACAGCUACAUAUGAACGCGUCCGAGUCGCACAUGGGGCUGGUUUUGGAAGACGGAGAGUUGCGUGACGAGGACGAAGGUCACGAAAAAAUGGAAACUGAUCAGAGUGGAAAGGAGGAGCCAGCAGAUACAGUCCCAGUGUUGGAGCAACUACCGACAUCUUCGAUCACGGGACACACGUCUGUGUACAUAAACGAGCCUCGCUUGUCAGAUUUCAAGCAAGUGUUGAACAAAGCCGGUAUUCAAGCAGAAUUUGCUGGCGGCGUUCUUAUUUGCAACAAUGUUGUAGCUGUAAGAAGGAACGAGACUGGCCGCGUGGGCCUCGAAGGAGCUGUGUGUGACGACUACUACAAGAUCCGGGAGCUUUUAUAUGAACAGUACGCUGUGGUGUGAACGGUUUUAGUGUUGCAUGGUCUGGUGAGAAAAACAAACAAACAAACAAACAAACAAAUCAAUCCUCCCAAUGGUCUUGAAUGGUUUGCAGGAGUGUACAGGAGACAGCCUGUGAUAAUGUUCUCACGAUUGGUGAAAAGUACUGUUUUACAAAUUUAUCUGUGCAAAACAUUUCGAGGCUGGUUACGUUUCGUCUCGGCUAAGAGAUUGAUCAGAUACUUGUCGUAAAUUUCCGGUGAACUCGUCGAGCAUCGCUCAAAGUCAAGAUGUUAGCUGUCUGGCCCUCUAUCGCAGAGGGAUUCCCGCCCGCACGAGUUCACGAGUUAUAAUAUAUACAAUGAAAAAUUGUCAAAUACUUGUGAUGAAAGAAUUUGACAAUUUCUCGUGAUUGGAUGGAUGAUGACAAAGACACGGCGAUGGCGAGGAUGAUAAUAAAGACGAUGAGGAUUACUAACUCUACCACCACGGCAAGUAAAAUCAACACCUCAAGCAGCUAGUAGAGCAUCAUGCACUAUUGAUACCAUUUAAAGAAAAACUGAUAACGUAAUUAAGGAGAGAUUUUAAGUUCUCUAGAAAGUCGUGGAAUUUUAUUUAUACUCUGUUGUUUACCGACCAUGUUAAAUGGUUGUUUAGACAGCAGGCCCCGUUUGGUUGAAGGGUAUAUAACGCUAUCCAUGGAAUAAAUCUCCCUUCGGUGAACAGUACAGUAUGUUUUUGUUGGCUCUUAUCUGCUGGAUAGCGAUGUAUCCGUUGGAUGGCCUUGCUGCCCUUUGAAAAACUAAGUCCUUAUCGUCAGAUGAACCUUAAUUAAAAGCAACAGCCAAUUCAUUGCACUAACUUGCACUCUUUGCAGCCAUUUCUUUGCACUGACUUCCAAACUUUGUGAAGUUUUGUCUAGUUGUGAUAGUGACACCUGUUAUACAGUCCCAGUUUUGGAUCGCAGGUUCCUCCAUCUUUUUGAAUACUUUAUUUUGUAGCUUUUUGUUGUAAUGGCACAUUGUAUCUUCAAUAGCAUUCAUGUAAUUAGAAAUGAUUUUAUAUUGUUCUAUUAAAUCUUUGUCGUAUGAAA
Messenger RNA from Stylophora pistillata, 3616 nucleotides. RefSeq names its product cleavage and polyadenylation specificity factor subunit 2. Gene Ontology annotation, cellular component: mRNA cleavage and polyadenylation specificity factor complex. The record is from RefSeq and is a predicted model, not a curated record. Gene Ontology annotation, molecular function: RNA binding. Gene Ontology annotation, biological process: mRNA 3'-end processing by stem-loop binding and cleavage. Lineage: Eukaryota; Metazoa; Cnidaria; Anthozoa; Scleractinia; Pocilloporidae.